Molecule: messenger RNA, 570 nt
Organism: Lepus europaeus (European hare)
Lineage: Eukaryota; Metazoa; Chordata; Mammalia; Lagomorpha; Leporidae
Product: olfactory receptor 51V1-like
Exons: 1
Coding region: 1-570 (189 amino acids)
Biological process (GO): G protein-coupled receptor signaling pathway
Cellular component (GO): membrane
Molecular function (GO): G protein-coupled receptor activity; olfactory receptor activity
Source: RefSeq, a predicted model, not a curated record
AUGUCUGCUAUCUCAAUCUCAAACUUCAACAAUUUAAGAUUUGUUCUCACUGGAUUUCCUGGCCUAGAAGUUCACUAUCUCUGCAUCUCCAUCCCUUUCUCCAUCAUCUACGCUAUGGUUUUCCUGGGAAACUGCAUGGUGCUGCAUGUGAUUCGGACUGAGGUGAGCCUGCACCAGCCCAUGUUCUACUUCCUGGCCAUGCUGGCCCUCACUGACCUGAGCAUGGGACUAUCCACCGUGCACACAGUUCUGGGGAUCCUGUGGGGCUUCAUUGGAGAGAUCAGCUUGGAUUCCUGCAUUGCCCAGUCGUAUUUCAUCCACGGUCUGUCUUUCAUGGAGUCUUCUGUCCUGCUCGCUAUGGCUUUUGACCGCUAUAUUGCCAUUUGCAACCCAUUACGCUAUUCCUCCAUCCUAACUAAUGACAAAAUCAUGAAAAUUGGGGUGACAAUCCUAUGUAGGAGCUCUUUGCUCAUAUCUCCAGCCAUUAUCUGUCUGAGGUUUUUAAAUUAUUGCCGUCCUCACAUCCUUUCUCACUCCUUCUGCCUUCACCAAGACUUACUAAGGCUCUGA